Molecule: messenger RNA, 321 nt
Organism: Metschnikowia bicuspidata var. bicuspidata NRRL YB-4993
Lineage: Eukaryota; Fungi; Ascomycota; Pichiomycetes; Serinales; Metschnikowiaceae
Gene: TIM12
Product: Tim12p
Exons: 1
Coding region: 1-321 (106 amino acids)
Biological process (GO): protein insertion into mitochondrial inner membrane
Cellular component (GO): mitochondrial inner membrane
Source: RefSeq, a predicted model, not a curated record
AUGUCGUUUUUUCUCGGCAACACCGCUCAAUACUCGAAUGUCGAGGUGAACCCGGAGAAGGUGAAGUUGGCCGAGGUCCAGUUCACCGUCAUGUCGUCCACUUUUAACAAGAUGCUCUCCACGUGCCAGGAAAAGUGCAUUGGCCACGAGUACGGCGAAGGAGACGUCAAUACAGGCGAGGCGUCGUGCACGGACAGGUGUGUUUCCAAGUACGUCAAGGCCAAUGCCAUGAUAGCACAGGAGGUGCAGAGCAAACUCCUCCCCAAUGAGAUGCCGGAGUACAAGAAGAUACAGUCGAUGAUGGCAGACAAGCAGAUAUAG